This is a messenger RNA of Drosophila persimilis, 1283 nucleotides long. RefSeq names its product BTB/POZ domain-containing protein 9. Gene Ontology annotation, molecular function: protein binding. Lineage: Eukaryota; Metazoa; Arthropoda; Insecta; Diptera; Drosophilidae. The record is from RefSeq and is a predicted model, not a curated record. Bases 106 to 1233 code for a protein of 375 amino acids. Gene Ontology annotation, biological process: circadian behavior; adult locomotory behavior; modulation of chemical synaptic transmission. The transcript has 2 exons.
GUAUCGAUAGGUCGCUAUAGGAGCCAAUCGUUGUAUUCAAGCGCUGCCAACUUCACCUGCGAGAGACAAGACAAGCUGUGAGCGUAAAUUAUUUAAGAAAGCGAAAUGAAGAAACAGGAAAUGAGCACCCAGAAAACAACUGCCGACAACUUCGACGCCUUCAUUGCGGACAUGGCCAGUCUCCACAUGAGCUCGGACGUAGAGUUCCUGGUGGAGGGUCAGCGCUUGCCGGGCCACCGCCAAGUUCUGGCGAAGCGCAGCGAGUACUUCCGCGCCCUUCUCUGUGGCAGCAUGCUUGAGUCGAGGCAACGAGAAGUUCGGCUUGAGGUGCCGCUUGAGCCUUUCAAGGCAAUCCUCGAGUACCUUUACACGGGCAAGCUACCUCUUUCCUCACUAGACGUGGAUAUGUUAAUCGAUGUACGCGAUUUGGCACAUUUUUACUGCUUGGGCUACGUAGAGACCCUUAUAACCGGAUACCUCCAGCAGAAGAUGUCCGUCAGCAACGUGUGCGCGAUCCUAAAUGCGGCCAAGCGCUGCGAUCUGGAGCAGAGCAUCGAAGAAUGCCAGACGUUCAUGGAUCAAAAUGCGUACGACGUACUCAAACAUGACUCCUUCCAAAUGCUCACCAAGCAAUCAAUUGAGGAAUUUCUGCGACGUGACUUUUUUAAUGUCCCCGAAGUAGACAUCUUUCGAGCAGUAUGGAAAUGGAGCGACAAAAAUCCCAGCGAGGACAUCAAGACAGUGGUCUCGCUCGUACGUCUCCCCCUCAUGAGUAUCGAUGAUCUGCUGCAUGUGGUGCGUCCUUCUGGCAUAAUCGAGUCGGACAAAUUGCUCGACGCCAUUGGUCAAGUGAACACCGGAACGAAUCUGCCCCACCGGACCGUCGUAUUGCCAUGUGAGGAUGUGGCAUCCGAAAAGCACCAUGCGCUCCGUUUUACGGACAACCCGAAUGAGCUAGUCAUCCAGCUGCGCGCGGUGUUUCUAAUAAACCAGAUAAGUAUUUGGAACUACAACUGCAGCCAUUCAGAAAUCCGCUUGGAGGUCUCAUGCGACCAGACUCACUGGGAUCAUGUGAAUAAGAUCAGCGCCGUCUGCCAUAUGUUGAGAGUUGGCAUUGCGAAGCGUGCCGUUCGGUACAUUCGGGUUAAAAGUUGUACAAGGUUGAAUCUCCGUGUGAUGGCCAGGUUGAUCAGAGCUGAAUGCAGUUCACUUCUGACAACUCUUCAAAUAUAGUUUCCAAUGUUUAAAGAACAACAAUUUGGGCACCAGCUAAUAGGUGUAUA